Molecule: messenger RNA, 2911 nt
Organism: Ochotona curzoniae (black-lipped pika)
Lineage: Eukaryota; Metazoa; Chordata; Mammalia; Lagomorpha; Ochotonidae
Gene: LTK
Product: leukocyte receptor tyrosine kinase
Exons: 20
Coding region: 81-2702 (873 amino acids)
Biological process (GO): multicellular organism development; regulation of cell population proliferation; cell surface receptor protein tyrosine kinase signaling pathway
Cellular component (GO): signaling receptor complex; membrane
Molecular function (GO): transmembrane receptor protein tyrosine kinase activity; ATP binding
Source: RefSeq, a predicted model, not a curated record
CGCAGCUCCGCGGCUGCUCACUGGGGCCGCGGUGGAAGGACCAGCCUGCAGCCCCUGGCCGGGGGCGAGCUAAACCGGCGAUGAGCCUGUCGGGCCGCCUGCUGCUGUGGCUCGGAGCCGCGGGCGCCGUCCUCUGUUUCAGCUCGGGGUCCCAAGCGUCUUUUCAGGCAUCUUCCGCGCGGCCCCUGUCCAUCCCCGGUGCCCAGGACUCGAGAGUCACCACCCGACCUGGCAGCUUGGCGCCUGCCUCUCUGAACGUCCCAGGCUCCGAGGGGCCGUGGCUGUUCUCCACCUGCGGGGCCAGCGGCCGGCGCGGGCCCACACAGGCGCAGUGUGACGGGGCGUACGCGGGCAGCAGCGUGGCGGUGACGGUGGGCGCCGCGGGGCCGCUGCGAGGCGUGCAGCAGUGGCGGGCGCCCAGUCCCGGGCAGUAUCUGAUCUCCGCGUACGGAGCUGCCGGCGGCAAAGGCGCCAAGAACCACUUGUCGCGAGCCCACGGGGUCUUCGUCUCGGCCGUCUUCUCCUUGGGCCGCGGGCAGCCGCUGUACAUCCUCGUGGGACAGCAGGGAGAGGACGCCUGUCCCGGAGGGAGCCCGGAGAGCCAGCGCGUCUGCCUCGGAGAGUCCGGGGCGGCCGAAGAGCAAGAGACGAAGGAUGGCACCGGAGCGGUCCCGGGGUCGCGGCGCUGGGCUGGGGGCGGCGGGGGCGGCGGGGGCGGCACCUACGUCUUCCAGAUGCGCGAGGGGGAGCUGGAGCCGCUGCUGGUGGCGGCCGGAGGCGGCGGCCGGGCCUACCUGAGGCGGCGGGACCUUCGCUGGCCUGAGGCUGCCCCGGAGAAGCUGGAGAACCGCUCGGCGGCGCCCGGGAGCGGCGGCAGAGGCGGGGCGGCAGGUGGAGGCGGCGGCUGGACUUCUCGGGCCGCCUCAUUGCAGGCUGGCCGCUCGCUGCGGGAGGGGGCUGAGGGUGGCCAGGGCUGCACCGAAGCCUGGGCUGCGCUCGGCUGGGCCGCAGCUGGCGGCUUUGGCGGCGGCGGCGGGGCCUGCACCUCAGGAGGAGGUGGCGGCGGCUACCGGGGGGGUGACGCUUCAGAGACUGAUGCCCUCUGGGCCGAUGGGGAAGAUGGGGUGUCCUUCAUACACCCCAGCAGUGAGCUCUACCUGCAGCCACUGGCAGUUAUGGAGAGCCAUGGAGAGGUGGAGAUCCGAAGACACCUCAACUGCAGCCAUUGCCCAGUGAGAGACUGCCGGUGGCAGGCUGAGCUCAGGCUGGCCCAGUGCUUAUGCCCGGAGGGCAUGGAGCUGGCGGUGGACAACAUCACCUGUGUGGACCUGCCAGUACCCCCGGGUCCUCUGGUGCUGAUGGUGGCUGUGUUGGCGACCUUGACCCUGAGCCUCCUCAUGGUGUGUGGGGUCCUAAUUCUAGUGAACCAGAAGAGGUGGCAGGGCCUAUGGGGGACGCGGCUGCCAGGCCCUGAGCUCGAGCUGAGCAAGCUCCGAACGGCUGCCGUCAGGACAGCUCCCAAUCCCUAUUACUGCCAAGUGGGGCUUGGCCUGGCCCAGUCCUGGCCUCUGCCUCCGGGGCUCACCGAGAUCUCCCCAGCCAAUGUCACUCUGCUCAGAGCCCUGGGCCAUGGUGCCUUUGGGGAGGUAUACGAGGGAUUGGUAAUUGGCCUUCCUGGGGACUCCAACCCCCUACAGGUGGCUAUCAAGACCCUGCCGGAACUAUGCUCACGUCAGGAUGAACUGGAUUUCCUCAUGGAGGCGCUCAUCAUCAGCAAGUUCAGCCAUCGGAACAUUGUGCGCUGUGUGGGCCUCAGCCUGCGAGCUGCCCCACGCCUCAUUCUGCUGGAGCUGAUGUCCGGUGGCGACAUGAAGAGUUUCCUGAGGCACAGCCGGCCACACCUGGGCCAGCCGUCACCUCUGGUCAUGCAGGACCUGCUGCAGCUGGCCCAGGACAUCGCGCAGGGCUGCCACUACCUUGAGGAGAAUCACUUCAUCCAUAGGGACAUUGCUGCCCGGAAUUGCCUGCUGAGCUGUACUGGGCCCAGUCGAGUGGCCAAGAUUGGGGACUUCGGGAUGGCAAGAGACAUCUACCGGGCCAGUUAUUACCGCAAAGGGGGCCGAGCCUUGCUCCCCGUCAAGUGGAUGCCCCCAGAGGCCUUCUUGGAGGGCAUCUUCACUCCCAAGACAGACUCCUGGUCCUUUGGGGUGCUGCUCUGGGAGAUCUUCUCCCUAGGGUACAUGCCCUACCCUGGGCGUACCAACCAGGAGGUGCUGGACUUCGUUGUGGCAGGAGGUCGCAUGGACCCUCCCAGGGGCUGUCCGGGACCCGUGUACCGCAUCAUGACGCAGUGCUGGCAGCACCAGCCUGCACUCCGCCCCAGCUUUGCCAGCAUCCUGGAGCGGCUUCAGUACUGCAUGCAGGACCCCGAUGUGCUGAAUGCACCUCUGCCCGUGGAGCUGGGGCCCACACUGGAGGAGGAAGGAGCCCCUGGGCUGGACCCCGGGCCUCUGGGAGGACCAAGACCCCUCCAACCUCGGGAACUGGGUGCCGAGAACAUGACAGGCUGGGCAGGGCAGCCUCUUGGCCACUGGCUGGCCUCUGGCCUCAAACCCCUCCAAUCCCGGGGCCUGCAGCCACACAGCCUUUGGAAUCCCACCUAUGGCUCCUGGGCUCCCGGGGAGCAGGAGGUUGAGGACUGAGUCACUUGGGUGCUGACCACAGCCCUCGCUCCUCCUACACCCCGACCCAAGCUUCUAGGGGGCUGCCUCCCAUCUCCUCAGCAGCUGGUGUCCCCUGUGGCCAGUCUCAGGAUGACCCAGGGUCUGCUGGAAGCCAGCCUCAACACCACUUCCAGCCUCCUCUCCCCUCCCCUUGUCUGAGUGGGUGGUCCUUCAUCAGGUCUGCAGGU